Molecule: messenger RNA, 3886 nt
Organism: Saitoella complicata NRRL Y-17804
Lineage: Eukaryota; Fungi; Ascomycota; Saitoellomycetes; Saitoellales; Saitoellaceae
Exons: 2
Coding region: 476-3886 (1136 amino acids)
Biological process (GO): SREBP signaling pathway
Cellular component (GO): Golgi membrane; endoplasmic reticulum membrane
Molecular function (GO): protein binding; sterol binding
Source: RefSeq, a predicted model, not a curated record
CGACGUGCCCAUACCGCAACCAGAUCACCCUCCCUCCUCACUCGCAGCUGGAGGUCGAUCUGGUCAGUCACCGUCCACUCCUCUUGCGUUUGUUACCGUCUGCUAUCCUCGCCACCGCUCAUUGGUCGACGCGCACUAGCCUCGGUUCAAGCACUCACCCCGGCAGUUCCUGCGAGACGCACGACACAAGUACGGUUGCUAUUGGGUUGACACUUGCCAGGCAAAGAGACGAAUUUGAGUUAGAGUCCGCAGUGUGCGAUUAGCCAGCUGCUGCAUCCGAGUCGAUCCACAGGGGGGAUCAGUAGUUAGCCGAGGAUUCUGCAGGGUUUCGGUGAUCGACGACAAUUGAAGAAACGCAGGUUGUUGCAGGAGCAGUUGCGAUAGCGAUUGCAACAGCGAUUACCACGGAUUGUUAUAAGAGAUCGGCUUUCGUUGACAGUGACGUCUGUGUUGGCGUACCACACAGUUCUGCAAGAUGAUCAUGAGCUUGGUCUUUUGGCCGUGGACGUGGUGGAGGACGCGUAACGGGCAUACCCGUUCCCUCAAGGAGGAUUCACUCAAUCGUUCCUUCUACCGAUUCGCACUUUACGUCACGCAUCACCCUACACUCACGAUCAUGUUAUCGGUGUUUACGCUACUCCUACUUUCAUAUCCGACAUUACAAAGCUUCUUUUUGAGACCACACGAACAAUUCAAAAUCUGGAAUUCUUCGCCGCUGGAUACACUCCCCCCCGCGACGGACCCGGGAACCUUCGAAGUCGUCCUGCGACAAAUGUGGAUCCAAGGUCGCUUCAUGGGUGUCCUCGACCGAGAAGUCCUCGACAAAGCGUUGAAGAUCGAGGAAGCGAUGAUGGAGACCAUGGUGAGGAAGGCGGGGGAGAGGGGGGUGGAGGAUUUGUGCGAGACGUGUUUUGCGAGCGAGUAUGGGACUUGUUUCAUGCAUUCCCCGUUUUUGUAUUGGGAGGGUGGUGAGCAAUUUCGUGCUGAUCCGGAUUAUAUGGCGACGAUUCGGGAAGGUACGCAUCGUGUUAGUCCGUGGGGUGUGACACUGCGUUGGGGCACGGUGUUUGCGGGCAAAUAUUACGACCCGGAUCAUCAACUCAUCGCAGCGGACGCGGCCGUCGUUGGGUAUUUUUUUAAAAGGGAGGCUGUGUGUGGAGAGAUUUGGUAUGAUUCGGUCAAGGAGAUGAGGGAGAGGGGGGAUGCGGGGGGUGAUCCCUGGGAUUUGCAUUAUCCGCGUACGCCGGAGAGUGCGCUCAAACCCAUGUUGUUGGAGUAUCGCCUCACCCCACUCACCACAGUUAAUGUUGCCGUGUUGUCAGCGGCGUAUGCGGUUACGUUUGGGUAUAUGGUCACGAGUCUUCGUCGGCUACGGGCUGUGCAGAGUCGGGUUGGGUUGGCGGUGAGUGCGGUUGUGCAGGUUGUUAGUUCGUUGUUGGCGGCGAGUACGUUGUUGAGUUUGUUUGGGAAGGAGUUGGAGUUGUUGCCGCGUGAGGUGUAUCCAUUCGUCGUUAUCGUUAUUGGUGUGGAGAAUAUGUUUCGGUUGACGAAUGCGGUUAUUCGGACGCCGAGUUCGUUGCCGGCGAGUCGGAGGGUCGCGACGGCAAUGGGGAAUGUCGGAGCGAGUUCGUUGAUGGCGGUCAGUGCCGAUUUGGCGAUUUUGGUGUUGUUGGCGAUGGCGAGCGUCACGGCCGUCAGGGAGUUUUGCAUGUAUGCUGCUGUUGCGAUCGUUGUGGAUUUUAUUUUGCACAUGACGUAUUUCGUGGCGAUUUUGAGUGUGGAUAUUCGGAGGUUGGAGAUGAAGGAUUAUGAGAUUACGCAAGAGGGGGAUCAGAGGGUGAGAUUGCCUAUUGAUAGGCGUGGGAGCAUGGAUGGGGAACUGAGUAUGCGGGGAAGGCUUUGGGCGGGUGUGGUGUGGGUGUUUAGGGUGUUCGGAAAGGGAUUGGCUGGGAGUAUCAUUCUCCUGUCCUUCGUCGUCGCCUUGAAUCUCCAUUACAACAUGGCACCCGUACAAGGGUUCUUGGAUUACUUCACGCCCAAGUUCUGGAGAAUAUGGUGGAGGCGGCCCGCGGUACCUCUCAGUCCGCAAGAACAAGCCAACCUGGACGCGGCGCCGGCGAAUCAGAUCAGAUCUUUCGCGCAAUGGAUCUCGAUGCAGAUGAUGCCCACCGUCAGUGAGCUCUUGACGCAAAUCGCGCCGAAUAUAAAGAAUUUCUUGGUGGAGGUGCAUUAUCCAACCUAUUUCGUCGUGGACAAGGAUCGAAAGAUCGAUACGACUCCGCUUUCGAAUUUGGAUUCUGCGGCGGUUUAUCUGUGGGCUUGUGUACGGAAUCAUUUUCGGAGUUUUAUGACGGUGAGCAUGAUUUUGGGGGGUGGAAUUAUUAUUGUUUUGAGGUGCGUUGCGCCGGGGGCGUUUGAGGAUGUGCAGUAUGAGUUGGAUGUUGAGUUGGAUGAAGGGCAGGGUAAGAAGAGAGAGACUUUGGAGGUUGCGAAUAUGGAUGCGGCGGCGCAUAAGUUGGAUGUUGUCAUGCUUCAGGCUUCGACGAAUGGGCAACACCUCGUUAGUGUUGGCCUUGAUCGGAGGAUCUUGUUGUGGGAUUUGUGGGGCAAGACGAGUAAGAGCUUACCCAUGCCGAAAGGGUUGGUGCAGAGCGUCUGGCCGCUGCGAAGCGUGAGCGUCGAUGACGAGGGAAGGAGCGUGGUUGCUGUCGCGAAGGGGUGCAUUCUAUGGUGGAAUGUUCUGAACAACACGUUGCCUUUGGUGUUGCCGACUGAGAAAGGCGUGCCGAUGACUUCGUUCUUCGUUCGGGCAGCGAAAGCGGCUGCAGGUGGCAACGUUGGAGAAAGCACGUUUGCGAGCGUUUAUCAACCGGGGACGGUGGUGGAGUAUACGUCGGCUGGAGGUAUCGUGAGACAUCCGCUCGGGUCCGCUGCUGAGGAUAAAAGUGCAGUGACUUGCACGUACAGCAGGAAGCCGGCCCUCAAGGUCUUUACUUCGUUGAACGAUGAUACCGUGGAAGCGGUCAAGAGGACGGACGGUGGAUGGACACUUACACAUAAGAUUCCGGCUCAGGCGGAGCAUGGAGGUGCGCCUACGAUCACGAAGUUGAUCCCGGUGGAUGCGAUGGACUUGGUCAUCGUUGGCAGAUCUGCCGCGGUGGACAUCUACUCGACCGCGUCUGGUGACCUGCUGCAUACGAUCGAAACAGGCGAAGUGAAGGAUCUUCGUGCGACUACUGCACCGGCAACGACCUGUAGCUGUGGCUUCAAGGCCAUGCCAACGUUGACGAUUGCAUACACGGAAGUUCAGACUGGCGCGUUCGUGAUGAGGACCUUGCGGUGCAAGGAUGGACCCAUUUGUCUGCGUCCGCAUCAUGAUCCUGAGGCGAACUGUCUGGCAUUGUAUAGUGCCGAGGAGAGCUCGCAUAAGAUGAAAGAUCCGGGACAGUGGCAACUCCUCGAUGGGAAUUUCGUCAUCGGAUUGAAGUCGGUGCGUGUGCAGCCUGUGGAGACGGCCGGGGUUUCUGGUGCACUGAGAAGGCGGGGCCAAAAGUCCUCCCCUUCGAAGAAGAUGAUUGAGGAAGAAAAGUGGGAAGCAUGGGCCAUGAUGGCCAACGGAGACGUCAUCGUGACUGCGAUCUCUCAUUACGGUGACGACGGUGAAGCAUUAUUGUUUAAUCAUUUGGGACCGGUCUGCAAGAUCGGACGGCGUUCUUUGGUUGUUGGGUUUGGGAGUUGCAUCAAGCUUAUCACAUUUGGAAGAAAUAAUGGGAUUACUGGGACGGUGGAUCACGAGACACACGAGGAGGAGUUUGCAGAUGGGUUGGAGUUUGCGAGGAGGCGGCAGCAGACCAGGAGGGGGUAUCGCGCGCUGCCUUUGGUGUGA